Rhizopus microsporus ATCC 52813 is the source of this 1005-nucleotide messenger RNA. Its product is annotated as NAD(P)-binding protein. The transcript has a single exon. The coding region runs from base 80 to 964 and encodes 294 amino acids. The record is from RefSeq and is a predicted model, not a curated record. NCBI's taxonomy places the organism in Eukaryota, Fungi, Mucoromycota, Mucoromycetes, Mucorales, Rhizopodaceae.
CGUAUGAAAAGCUCAAGCAUAUAAAUUGAUUGCUUUUUGAGUUCUUUCUUGACAGUUAAAAAUAGUUAAAAAGAAGAAUAUGGUUGCUUCAUCUGAACGUGUCUUUAUCAUUGGAGGUACCGGAAAUAUCGGUAUUAAAGUGGUCAAGGAUUUGAUCGCCAAGGAUAUUCCUGUCACACUUUAUGCACGCCAGCCAGAAAAAGUGAACGCAUUGUUUAGUGACAACAGUCUUAUCAGUGUUGUCCAAGGUGACUAUAGUGAUCUUGCACCUCUUAAAGAAGGAUUGAAGGGACAUACAAGACUCUUCCUCUUGAUUGCCGAUCUGCAAAAUAUGGUUCACUUAAAGAAGACUAUCGCUGCCUGGGCUUAUGAAGCUGGUGUUAAGCAAGUUGUGGAUGUAUCAAGCAUCGCUGCAAGCUUUCCCAACAGAACAAACGCCAUUGGUACAAAAAACUACGAAGCCGAACAAGCCAUCUACAACCUUCCUAAUCGUGGAGCCUUUGUUGCCUUGCGUCCUGGCCGCUUUAUGUCAAACGUUCUGGUAUUUGAACGCAUUCAUGAAGACGCUAUUGUUGAUAAAGCUGACCCUAAUGCACGUGAAGGAUGGGUCUCAACCAAUGAUAUUGGUGCAAUUGCUGCUGUUAUCCUUAGUGAAGAUAUUGAAAAGCAUGGUGACUCAGUUUACGAACUUAUCAGUGAUGUCGUCACACCUACUCAGCGUGCUGAAAUCUUCUCUCGUGUUCUUGGCCGUCCUAUCAAGUAUAAAAAAAUCACCACGCUCGAGAAGUAUGAUAUGCUCAUGCAGCGCAAGUUCUUCAGCCACUCUAUAGUUUUUAGCCUUUGCACAUCCUAUGCCUCCUUUGACCCUCACACACCUACUGUUACUGACGGCAUUCAAAUCCUACUUCGCAGAGAGCCAGAAACAUUUGAAAAGUUCAUUACGGACAAUAAACAUUUAUUAUAGUAGUUCUUCUACUAUUGAUUCAUGAAUAAAGAAAUGUGGUA